Messenger RNA from Cinclus cinclus, 3918 nucleotides. RefSeq names its product erythrocyte membrane protein band 4.1 like 2 (gene EPB41L2). Gene Ontology annotation, biological process: cortical actin cytoskeleton organization. The transcript is spliced from 23 exons. The coding region runs from base 572 to 3709 and encodes 1045 amino acids. Gene Ontology annotation, molecular function: actin binding; structural molecule activity. NCBI's taxonomy places the organism in Eukaryota, Metazoa, Chordata, Aves, Passeriformes, Cinclidae. The record is from RefSeq and is a predicted model, not a curated record. Gene Ontology annotation, cellular component: cytoskeleton; plasma membrane.
GUGAGAAGAGGGAAGAUGGGCUGUCUUCUUCAUUGCAAACAAAAGUGACCCAAGAAAAGCAAUGUUGGAAAACAGUUCAUUGUGUACUUGAACAAUGGGUGGACACAAGAAAGAGGAUAGAAGCAAGAAAAGGGGAUGUGGAAGCAUCUGAUUGUUAUAGUCUGGGCUAUACAAGAAGUCAAACUGCAUUGUAAGGGGUUAUUUCUGGCCUUCUGUUUUGAAAGCAAAGACUACUUUAAGGGUGUUAGACUUUAAAAUAAACUGCCAUGCUUGUAUUUUUUUUUUUAGGAGACAAAAAUCAAAGUGUGAGUUAAAUGACUAGAUGUGGGAUUUUUUUUUUUUUGCUUCCUGUUUGUCAGGGUGUUCACGUUUUUUAAAUUCUUUUUAGUACUGUUCAGUUUAACUUACCUGAUUUUCUAAUGUAUUUGGUGGGUUAAUUUUUGGUGUAAUGCGAUUCUGAAUUAUUCCCUUACAGGCAAGGAAGAUACUGUGUUGUUAUCCAGUUGUCAUAGUUGAGUUCACUCUACAAAUCUGCAAGAUUCCUACUGGAGUGAAAGUGUCAGUUGUGAUAAUGACAACUGAAGUUGGUUCAGAGACCGAAGUAAAGAAAGAUUCUGAGCAGCUGGGACCAGACAAAGCCAAGGACAAGCCUGAAGAAGCAUCAGAGACUCCAGGAGAUCAAAAGUCCAGGGAAACAUCCUCUGGAGAAGCUCAAGAUUCUUCUGUCCCAGCACCAACUAGCCAAAGUAGUCCAAGCAGCCAGAAGAAGGAAAAAUCCUCACCUGAAAGCAAGGGUAUUUCUCGUUUCCUUCCCCCUUGGCUUAAGAAACAGAAGUCAUACACCUUGGCAGAGCCCAAAGAUGAGCCCAAGAAAAGGGCCACAGGGGAAGAGCAAGUAGUUGAAGAAAGUGAAAGCCAGGCACUAGAGGGGGUGGCUCAGCCAAGAAAGAGCUUGGAAGAAGCAGCUGAAAACCGGGAGAAUGCUAAAGCAGAUGACAAAGAAAAACACUCCGUUAGUAGUGCUGAAAUACAGGUACGUGAGCUUCUAAACAAAGAAGAUGCAGAGAAAAAGGAAGAAAAACAAGAAGAAAAAGAAAAUAGGGAGACAAAAGAAGUGCAGACAGCUGAAAUUAAAGUAGAUAACAUUCCUCAGAAGUCUCCAAAGAAAAUCAAAACUGUGCAGUGUAAGGUGAUGCUUCUGGAUGGCACGGAAUACAGCUGUGACCUAGAGAAAAGAGCAAAAGGACAAGUGCUGUUUGAUAAAGUAUGUGAACACCUCAAUUUACUGGAAAAGGACUAUUUUGGGCUGUUGUUUUAUGAGAAUUCAGAACAGAAGAACUGGCUAGAUUCUUCAAAGGAAAUUAAGAGACAAAUUCGAAGUUUACCUUGGAUAUUCACCUUUAAUGUGAAGUUUUAUCCUCCUGAUCCGUCACAGUUGACUGAAGACAUCACUAGGUAUUUCUUGUGCCUACAGCUUCGCCAGGAUAUUGCAUCUGGCCGACUGCCCUGUUCAUUUGUGACUCACGCCCUCCUUGGUUCAUAUACCCUGCAGGCUGAGCUGGGUGAUCAUGACCCAGAGGAGCACCGAAGUGAUUAUAUCAGUGAAUUCCAGUUUGCACCCAAUCAGACUCAAGAAAUGGAAGAGAAAGUGGCUGAGCUACACAAAACACACAGGGGCUUGACUCCAGCACAGGCGGAUUCCCAGUUCCUAGAAAAUGCUAAGAGACUCUCCAUGUAUGGGGUGGAUUUACAUCAUGCCAAGGAUUCUGAAGGUGUGGAUAUCAUGCUGGGUGUGUGUGCUAAUGGUCUGCUGAUUUACAAAGACAGACUCCGGAUCAACCGCUUCGCUUGGCCAAAAAUUCUGAAGAUUUCCUACAAGCGAAGUAAUUUCUACAUCAAAGUCAGGCCAGCAGAACUGGAACAGUUUGAGAGCACUAUUGGGUUCAAACUGCCAAACCAUCGGGCUGCUAAAAGGUUAUGGAAGGUUUGUGUGGAGCAUCAUACUUUCUUCAGACUUGUAUCACCAGAACAGCCUCCAAAAGCAAAGUUUCUGACCUUGGGUUCCAAGUUUCGCUACAGUGGCCGUACGCAGGCACAGACACGACAGGCCAGCAACCUCAUAGACAGACCAGCUCCGUACUUCGAACGCACUUCCAGCAAACGUGUCUCCAGAAGCCUUGAUGGAGCUCCCAUGGGUAUUUCAGACCAAAGUCUUCUAAGAGACUUCUCUGCUACUGGAGGGCAGGCUGCUGGAGAUAAAAUCAUUGACCUUGAAGCUGCUGGUCAGGCCAAGUUAAAAGAAGGUGGCAGAGAAGAAGAUGAAAGUCCACUGAAAACUCCACAAUUAGAAUUGACUCAGGAUGGAAAGAUCAGUUCCUUGAGAGUAGACGGGGAAAAUAUUUAUGUCAGACAUAGCAAUUUAAUGUUGGAGGACCUGGAUAAGACCCAGGACGACUUACUGAAACACCAGGCUAGCAUUAGUGAGCUCAAGCGCAAUUUCAUGGAAUCCACACCUGAACCACGCCCAAAUGAGUGGGAAAAGCGGCGUAUCACACCUCUGUCCCUACAGACACAAGGGAAAAAAGGAGACUACAUUUUCCAAGUGAAAACACUGCCUGGGAAGGAGAAACAAUGGAUUGCAAUGCCAUGGAUUGCUGCAGCAAAACCAGAGGAAACCGAUAAGAGACAUGCUUCCAGAGCAGAAGGGCCUUGUACUGGAGUCAACGAUGCUGAUAAGAGUUCACAUGAGACUCUGGACAUAGUGGAGGAGAAGAAGCAGGCAGAGUUUGGGAUAGAAGAAACACUAGUCGUAGACGAAACCAACAAAGGGAAAAUGCAAGUUACCACUGAUGCUGGGGAGACACGUAAGGUGGAGCACGUUUCAAAAAAGGACUCUUCAUCAUUGCCAUCAGAUAGUAGCAGCAGCAGCAGUAGUAGUGAGAGUGAGGAUGAAGAGGUGGGAGAAUACCUGCCACAUCAUAGGGCAAUUGAGGAAGUCAUCAGGGAAGAACAGGAAGAAGAGGAAGACAUGAAAAGGAAAGAACAUGAAGAAAAUAUGCAGCGUGUGGAAGCUAUACCAGAAGUCAGUAAACUAAAUGUACCAGUUGAGCACACACAAGUUACAGCUGAAGAUUUGGUCCAGGAAAAUACAGUUACUGUAGCUACAGAAGAGAAGAAUUUGUCAGAGCAAAUUAAGCAAGAUUUAGGUGAAGAAAAAGAGGAGGAACAGCUGAAACUCAAUGGAGAUGUGUCUCAUGUUGACAUUGAUGUUGCACCACAAUUAAUUUGUUGUUCUGAGCCUCCAGUAGUGAAAACAGAGAUGGUAACCAUUUCAGAUGCCACACAGAGAACUGAAAUCUCCACUAAAGAAAUUCCAAUUGUUCAAACAGAAACUAAAACUAUCACAUAUGAAUCUUCACAGCUUGAUGGCAAUGCUGUGGGUGAUACUGGCGUGCUGGUGAGUGCACAGACAAUUACAUCAGAGUCCAUUUCUACUACCACAACUACACACAUCACAAAGAUGGUAAAAGGUGGAGUAUCAGAAACGAGAAUUGAGAAGCGCAUUGUCAUUACUGGAGAUGCAGAUAUUGACCAUGAUGAGGCCCUGGCACAAGCAAUCAAAGAAGCCAAAGAACAGCACCCUGACAUGUCUGUGACAAGAGUGGUGGUGCACAAAGAAACUGAACUUGCUGAGGAAGAUGAAGAUUAGAAUCAAGAAUGCCCUCAAGCAGAUACUUUAGAAGUAAAAAUCAUCACUGACCACGGAGAACUGCAGACAUUCCAAGUCAUCAUGGCUCCACUGAAUCCACCAGGCCUAGCAACAAUGACCAGAUGUUCAUGACUCAAAUGCCAAUACCAAACUCCAUUUUAACAUCUUUGGUCUAUAUUCCCUUACAGUCUUUCUUGUUUAUUUUUAUA